CUCCCUACCAUUCAUGGCGGCGCCACUCUGUUUCCCUCACAUUCUUCCCUCCCUUCGUUUUAAAUUCAAUCAUCUGUGCACCGAAGCUCUUAAAAAUGGCGGCCAUCAAUUUUCCCAUAUUGUUUACCUUCAUCGCCGCCCUUUUAGCCGCCAUUUUCACCUCUGCAAAUGGGUCGGAAAGAAAAGCUCAUAUUGUUUACAUGGGCGCAAUCCAAAACAGAGCAAUGGCGGAAUCGACCCACCAUUUGAAUCUUCUUCGCUCGGUAAUUGGAACCUCUUCCGUAACAGAAGGUUCUUACAUUCGUAGCUAUGGAAGAAGCUUUAAUGGAUUUGUUGCGGAACUCACCGGAGGUGAAGCAGAGCAACUAGCCGCCAUGGAUGGCGUGGUCUCUGUUUUCGAAAGCAAGGAACUCAAAACCAAAACGACAAGAUCAUGGGACUUUCUGGGGUUCCAACAACCCAAACGAAAUCUCUCCGGUGAACUUGACGUCAUAAUUGGGUCAAUCGACUCAGGAAUUUGGCCGGAAUCGGAAAGCUUCAACGACGACGGGAUAGGCCCGCCACCGCAAAAAUGGAGAGGGGUGUGUGCCGGGGGAGAGAAUUUUACGUGCAAUCAUAAGGUGAUUGGAGCUCGUUAUUACUCCUCCUCAUCGGCGAGGGACGACAAAGGCCAUGGCACUCACACUGCCUCCACGGCGAUCGGAAAAUCAGUGACAACGGACGGAUUUUAUGGGAUCGCCGGCGGAGUUGCGAGAGGAGCCGUUCCUUCUUCAAGACUUGCGGUUUAUAGUGCGUGCAGUCCGAGUUGCACAGAUGUGGAAAUUUUGGCGGCGUUUGACGACGCCAUUGCCGACGGUGUCGAUAUUAUCACCAUUUCACUUGGCGGCUUCGAUUUGUCUGAUUUAAGAGUGGACUGCAUUGCCAUUGGGGCUUAUCACGCCAUGGUUAAAGGAAUCCUGACCGUCCAGUCCGCCGGAAAUGAUGGGCCAGUGGUCGGAUCGGUGGAAAGUGUAGCUCCCUGGCUGUUUUCGGUGGCAGCCACCACUACGGAUAGAUCCAUCGUAGACGAGAUCGUUCUUGGUAAUGGAAAGACAGUGAGCGGCUAUUCAAUCAACCCCUUCACUCCAAACAAGGAUGUUCCAUUGAUUUAUGGAACAAACGCUUCCAAAAGCUGUUCAUUUCAAAACCCAGAAGUUUGCAGUUGUCUAGAUCCAAAAUUGGUGAAAGGGAAGAUUGUUCAGUGUAAGAGCUUCGCCGGAAUUUUCAAAGCCGUCGAUGCCGGAGCAGCCGGCGCCAUUGUUCUCAACGACAAAGCCGACAAUGUUUCGUUCAUUGUUCCUCUCCCUGCAACCGCUUUGAACUUCACAGCUUACGAACAAGUAGCAAAUUACGCAAUCUCUGAACCAAAUCCCCAUGUCCGAAUCCUCAAAAGUGUCGCCAUUAAAGAUGGUUACGCUCCAAUGGCCGCUCAGUUCUCCAGCCGCGGCCCCAACCUCUUGUUGCCGGAGAUCAUGAAGCCCGACAUCGCCGCCCCCGGAGUUGAAAUCCUCGCCUCUGUUAAUCCUCAACCACCAAAUUCCGACACUCCCGGCGACAAUAGAACUGUCAAUUUCACAAUAAUGUCGGGCACUUCCAUGGCCUGUCCCCAUGUUGCUGGUUUAGCUGCUUAUGUAAAGAGCUUCCAUCCAAAUUGGUCUCCGUCGGCGAUUAAAUCGGCCAUCAUGACGACGGCGGAAGAAAUUACCAAUACCGACGGAUUCCUAAGUGGGGAAUUUCUUCACGGGUCGGGUCAAAUCAAUCCAAAACAAGCAAUCGAACCCGGACUUGUCUACGAAAUUUUUGAAGAUGAUUACUUGAAAUUUCUGUGUGGGAAUGGGUUCGAUUCCAAGUCAGUGAGGGGCAUUUCAGGAAACAAGAGUGAUUGUUCGAGAUUUUCGACUAAAUUCUCUCCGCAAGAUUUAAAUUACCCAGCAAUGGUGUUUGAAGUUCCGCCAAUGAAGCCGUUUGUCGUUAAGUUUCAGAGAACAGUGACCAAUGUCGGAACUGCAAACUCUACUUAUAAGUCAGAGUUUUCGCCGUUUUCUAUAGUUUAUGUUCUGAAGUCAUCCGAAAAGCUUAAUGUAAGUGUUGAGCCUCCAGAGUUGACAUUUAAAGACUUGAAUGAGAAGAAGAGUUUUGUGGUGACAGUCGCUGGUGGGUCGAUUCCAGCGAGGACAGGGUUUUCUUUGGCAUUGAUUUGGAGUGACGGGAUCCAUAAGGUUAGAAGUCCAAUUGUCGUGAACGUUAAAUUACCACCUAUCCCUACCUCAAACUAAUGACGUGGACUUCCAAA
Messenger RNA from Cucurbita moschata (crookneck pumpkin), 2332 nucleotides. RefSeq names its product subtilisin-like protease SBT4.3. The transcript has 2 exons. Bases 96 to 2315 code for a protein of 739 amino acids. Gene Ontology annotation, biological process: proteolysis. Gene Ontology annotation, molecular function: serine-type endopeptidase activity. The record is from RefSeq and is a predicted model, not a curated record. Lineage: Eukaryota; Viridiplantae; Streptophyta; Magnoliopsida; Cucurbitales; Cucurbitaceae.